This is a messenger RNA of Symbiodinium necroappetens, 4506 nucleotides long. The record is from the annotation of a GenBank genome assembly. NCBI's taxonomy places the organism in Eukaryota, Dinophyceae, Suessiales, Symbiodiniaceae.
AUGGCGGACGGGGCAGACGGCACUGCACCGGAAGCAGCGGAGGAGCAUGCCAAGGAGAGCCUUCGCAGCAAGCUAUGGCGCUCCUUCUUGGCACAGGGUCGGGCAAUCCACAGCAAGGAAAUGAAGGAGGCGUGUGCCUUCUACGAUGCCGUGCGCAGAGAUGCGCGCCGAUGUGCUCCGAAGACUGUGGUGGAGGUGUGUGGCGGCCACGGUGGUUUGGGGAUGCUCUUCGUCGCUCACGGAAUCGCAAACCGUCUCGUGAUCAUCGAUCAGUCCAAGCCACCUUCGCACGAGCUCCUGAGAGCUGCCUGGUCCGAGUACCUAAAGACCGCUUCUGUGUCCUAUGAUGAGAGGCCCUUGCGGCAGGCAUUGCCUGAAGUUCUGCGUGCCUGUGAUGACAGCGUGCUGGUCGUCGCCUGUCACGCUUGUCAGCACUUGGCGCGGGAGAUUGUGGACUGCUGCCUGGCUCGCAAAGCCUCCUUUGCCGUCUGUCCCUGCUGCCCGAAAGAUCCGGACGGAAGUAUUCAAGCCGCAGCAACAGCCAUGGGCGUGAACUUCAGUGCGGCCAUGAUCCUUGCAGAAAUGGGUCGAGUCGCACCGCGCUGCCGCGUUGCGCUCCGGAUGUUCGACUCUCAGAUCUCACCACACAACCGCAUCAUCUUUGGCCGCCUCGGCCCUGGCGACGACCGCUCCGAUCCCCCACCUUCGGCCGCUGCGGUACAGGACGGCCAGAACGGCGAGCUCGAGACUCGCAGCGGUUACUCAAACGGUGCCGAGGAAAGGCUGCGACGUGCAUAUGAAAGAGCGCAUGCUCACUCACACGGGACAGCUGCAUCCAGUACAGCAGGCCUCUGGUCGACAGAGGAGGCUUUCGCAUCGCUCCGUCGGGGCGACGACGAGCUGCGCCGGAAGACGGAUGCUGUGCAUGAGCUGCUGGCGCCCCUGCGAGGCGAGGGCAGCUUGGCUGCUGCCUUGGACGCACUCGAGGUGCGAGAGUCGCCUCGUCAACACUUCCGAGCCAGGACCAUCGUUGCAGUGGGAGCCAGCACCACGUCAGACGGCUCGGACGGCGCGGGUCUUUUCAGGUACGUGCCAGAUGGGAGCCGCGGCCUCACACUUGAGGCUAACAUAAGCAAGGAAACGUUGCUCGCCCAGAUCUCUGCCGCACUUCCGGCUGUGGCGGACCUGCUGGGAAGUUCGGAGCGGCUGGGUGAGAUGCUUCGGGGACUGCGCUGCGUGAAGUUUCACGGCACUCUCGGCGGAAGACCGCCUCAGCUGCUGGUUUGUUUGGUCUACGGCCCCGAGGCUGCUCCCGCGGAAGGAUUUCUUCUGGAGGAGCUGCGCCUUCGUUUGGAGGAUGCACUUUGCGCAGUGGGACAAGCUACCAAGGUUGUCACGAUGGCAUCCGCCAAGGGCACAAUGCGAUGCUGUCCGGAAGGCUGUGACUUUGUGGAUGAACUUCUGGAGAUUCCAGGUCGAGGGCCCGUGAGCUAUCGCCAGCCUUUCGGACAGUUCUCGAACCCGAACCCGCAUAUAGCGAUCGCUACUGCCGACUGGCUUUCUGAGAUUGUCCAGCAUGAGCUUGGUGGCACGACGGAUUUGUUGGAGCUGUACUGUGGUGCCGGGAGCCAUACGCUGGUGCUGGCACCCCUUUUCCGGCACGUCUUGGCAGUUGAGAUUAACCGGCAUCUGGUUGCUGCUGCAAAGCACAACGUGACAUCGAAUGGCCUGGACAAUGUAACCGUGAUGCGAGCACCCUCCGAAGACUUUUGCAGGCGGGUGCUCCGUCGCCGUGGCUAUGAACUGCGUAGUGAACAUGCUCCGCCUCUUCAACUUCACUUCGGAUGCACUGUCGUUGACCCACCGAGAGCCGGUUUGGACUCGGUCACCCUGGAGGCAGUAGCAGGCUAUGACCAUGUCCUUUACGUCUCCUGCAAUCCACAAGCACUGCGAUCCAAUCUGGAAGCACUCUUGAAGACCCACGAUGUUUAUGGCUGUGCACCUCAGAAGGCGUUCCCCAUCGGAGUCCUAGCCCUGCUCUUCCUUUGGACUGCGCCUGCAAACGACGAGACGGUCCUGACUCUGCAGACUGGCUGGUUUGCAACAUGCCAAAGCAUGGUUGAGAAGGACGAACAGGUGGUGCUGCCGCGGAACACCAUGAAGCUGGCUGAGGCCGCUAGAGAAAAGAAGCCUGAAGACUAUGGAGUAGACACUUUGAAGAUCACAGAUGACGAUGCAGCCUUUAUCCUUGGUAAGGGUGGCAAGACCAAGGAAAAGAUCGCCCGUGUAUCGGGUGCCGACAUUGAGCUUUUCGAGAGAGAUCUUAUACUGGAGAUCCGGGGAUCGAAGGUUCAGCGGCGCCGGGCGAAGAAGUACUGUGAGGGAGUCAUGGCGCAGAGAACUGGACCUGUGAACAUCACCGAAGAGUAUAAUGAUGACGACUUAACCAUGCUCUUAGUUCCACAAGAGACAGUUGGUUUCGUUACGGGUCGAGGAGGCAAUUUUCUGCGCACUAUCGAAGAGGAGUGGGGAACCCUCAUGUUCUUCUGCGAAGUGGGCUCGGGCCGGCGGGAUAAGACAGAAGCCUCUGCAAUUUUCUCGCUGCCGUUGGCUGCCAUGCCGGCCGUGCAAUCACGCUUCGCAGCAGCAGGCCUUGUCGUCGGCCUUGCCGCUUCUGCUAGCGCUUUCGUCACUCCUUCUGCCGGCCGCUCAGGGAGCCAGCUGAGGAAAAGUGUGGCCUCAACAGCUCCUGCUCGUACACCCGUUGCUAAGCAGACAACCGGGGACGGCUUGGCUACACUCGCUGUUCUGGGCGCCGGCUUGGCCGCCGUGCGUGGAUCCCGAACGCAGACCAACGCUGCAGCUGCCGUCGAGGCUGAGCCACCGCUCUUCCAGCCUUCCGAGCAGUUCGGCGCCACCCAACCUCUUGGAUUCUUUGAUCCGCUCGGGUUUACCCAGGUGGGCGACGAGAAGGGCUUUAGGAAGCUGCGUGUCUCCGAGAUCAAACAUGGUAGAGUAGCGAUGAUGGCUUCGAUUGGGCUGGUCGCACAGCAUUUCGUCAAGUUCCCCUUCUUCGAGAAUGCUCCCGCUGGCUUCUCCAUCAUGGACAAAGGCGAGGGCGUGCUCGGCUUCUUCGGCAUCUUCCUCGCUUGCGCCCCACUGGAGCUGUGGUGGAGGGAGAACCCUGAAAAGGAGCCGGGAAAUUACGGCGAUCCCUUCGGCGUGAACAUGUACAACGACGAGAUGAGGAUGAAGGAACUGAACAACGGGCGCAUGGCCAUGAUUUCGGUUCUUGGCAUCUUCGCCGCGGAGAUGGCCACCGGCAAGAUAGUGGACCAGCUACAGACGAUGUCAAACCAGCUGCGCCGAGCGAAGCAGGACUACGAGAAGCUCGCCAUCUUCGGCGACAUUCGCGGCCGCCGCGGCGCAGAGCUGAAGGUCUUAAGUGCCAUUGAGACGAAGAGUCCAGGCUACCUCGGCAAGAUUAAGCAUGAAGUUAUUGACCGUGACAAAGGCAAGGAUCCGGAAGGCACAUGGUCCACAGACACCAUGACCUUCCAGGAUGACGAGCUGUCCUAUGCCUUGGGCAAGCAGGGUGGUACGCGCAAGAAGCUCGAGCGAGCGUCAGGAUGUAUUGUGCAGUACGUUGGGCAUACUUGCCUCUUCUCUGGAACGCGCGCUGAGCGCCGCCGGGCCAAAGACUACAUGAAGUGGCUCUUCGCCCAGCUCGAGGGUCCCGUCUACGUAGACGGUUGGGAGGACCGCGACGACUGCUGUGUCGUACAUGUACCUUCGGACUGUAUCGGUUACAUUACUGGUAGCCGCCGCGCUACAUUGGGCCGAAUGGAGGAAGAGUGGGGGACGCUCAUGUUCUUCAUGACAAAGGACGGAGACAAGGGCGGACGAGCCGGUCAGGCGGAGAAGCUCAUCAUCUGCGGCAACGAGCGUGGCCGACGAGGUGCUGAGCUCAAAUGCAUGAAUGAAAUUGAGAAGAAGGCACCUGGGCAUUUCUCCAGGGGCCUGAGGGAAAAGUUCUCCGACAGCAGAGGGUUUGACACAGAUCGCAUGGCCAUCAAAGAAGAUGAGCUGAGCUACGUCAUCGGAAAGGAAGCUGCCACGCAGAAGAAAAUCGAAAAGGCUGCUGGCUGCAUCCUCCAGUUCGUUGGGCGCUAUGCGUUCAUGGCCGGUAUCGGAAAGGAGCGCCGCCGCUGCAAGGAGUACAUCGGCUGGCUGCUACAGCAAUUGAAAGGUGCCGUGACCAUACCAGAUGUGACAGACCGGGAGGACUGCACAGAGAUGCACAUUCCUGCGAAUUGCAAGGGCUGGGUCACCGGAAACCGGGGUUCCGAGCUUCGCCGCAUGGAGCACGAGACCUCCACUUACAUGUUUAUGGCCUUGGACGGCCGUGGUGAUGAGCGGCUUUGCAUCUUCAGCCACGAAGCAGGAUCCAAAGUCGCCAACACGGGCCGCAUGGCAGCAGAGCGGCUUGUCAACGAGUUGGUACAG